Messenger RNA from Daldinia childiae, 1002 nucleotides. RefSeq names its product putative succinyl-CoA ligase [ADP-forming] subunit alpha, mitochondrial. Gene Ontology annotation, biological process: tricarboxylic acid cycle. NCBI's taxonomy places the organism in Eukaryota, Fungi, Ascomycota, Sordariomycetes, Xylariales, Hypoxylaceae. The coding region runs from base 1 to 1002 and encodes 333 amino acids. The transcript is spliced from 5 exons. The record is from RefSeq and is a predicted model, not a curated record. Gene Ontology annotation, cellular component: mitochondrion; succinate-CoA ligase complex (ADP-forming). Gene Ontology annotation, molecular function: succinate-CoA ligase (GDP-forming) activity; succinate-CoA ligase (ADP-forming) activity.
AUGCAAGCUUUCUCGAGACAUCUGCGGCCAGGCGCUGCCAUCUUGCGCCAGGUUUCCCGACGAGCCUAUAGUUCUACGACCUCCCCUUAUUCCCAGACGAUCGAGAACCUGCGCAUUAAUGGAGACACCAAAGUUAUAUUCCAAGGCUUUACUGGAAAGCAGGGAACCUUCCAUGCCCAGCAAGCUAUCGAAUAUGGGACUAGGGUUGUUGGAGGAACAAACCCCAAGAAAGCCGGUCAGGAACAUCUUGGUCUUCCUGUCUUCGCCAAUGUUGGCGAGGCCGUGAAGGAGACUGGCGCAACCGCCACUGCCAUAUUUGUGCCUCCUCCUCUAGCUGCUGCUGGUAUCGAAGAGGCUGUCUCUGCCGAAAUACCUCUCGUCGUUUGUAUCACCGAGGGUAUCCCCCAGCAUGACAUGGUCCGCAUCACCGAUAUCCUCAAGUCGCAGUCCAAGACUCGUCUCGUCGGCCCCAACUGCCCUGGUAUCAUUGCUCCAGGCCAGUGCAAAAUCGGCAUCAUGCCCGGCUUUAUCCACAAGCGUGGUCGUAUCGGUAUCGUCUCCCGCUCCGGUACCUUGACUUACGAGGCUGUCAACCAGACCACCCAAGCUGGCCUUGGUCAAUCUCUCGUUGUUGGUAUUGGUGGUGAUCCCUUCAGCGGGACGAACUUCAUCGACUGCCUCAAAGUCUUCCUGAAGGAUGAGGAGACAGAUGGUAUCAUUAUGAUUGGAGAAAUUGGUGGUUCAGCCGAAGAGGAUGCCGCAGAUUUCCUCAAGGCGAACAAUACCGUCAACGGUGGUAAGCCCGUUGUUAGCUUCAUCGCCGGUAUCAGCGCCCCUCCGGGACGACGAAUGGGUCACGCCGGUGCCAUUGUAUCAGGUGGUAAGGGCGGAGCAGACUCUAAGAUCAAAGCUCUAGAGGCAGCUGGUGUAGUAGUAGAACGCUCUCCUGCCGCCUUAGGGCGCGCAAUGAGGGAGGCUUUCGUUAAGCGGGAUCUUUUAUAA